Messenger RNA from Rhipicephalus microplus (southern cattle tick), 3338 nucleotides. RefSeq names its product neurotrimin-like. Gene Ontology annotation, cellular component: neuron projection membrane. Gene Ontology annotation, biological process: synapse organization. NCBI's taxonomy places the organism in Eukaryota, Metazoa, Arthropoda, Arachnida, Ixodida, Ixodidae. The record is from RefSeq and is a predicted model, not a curated record.
AGAGGCUACCCGCAUGGAGCGCGACUUUCGUUCGGCGCCGAGCGACCGACGGGAGACUUCGGGCGUCCCGGCGUCCGCCCCUCCCCCGCCAGGCAUCGCGUCGCUGGUGACCGGCGUGGGGGGCAGCAGCGGCGAGCCUCCGUCCCGGCCGACUGCGUACUGGGACGACCCCCACUUCAGGCCCCGCUUCGACAACAGCACCGAACGGAACGUCACCGCACAGCUGGGAAAGUCCGCCUUCCUGCACUGCAAGAUCCGACAGCUGGGCGACAGAACGGUGUCGUGGGUCCGGCAACGCGACUUGCACAUCCUGACGGUGGGCACGUACACGUACACUUCCGACCAGCGCUUCCACUCGAUCCACCUGGAAGGAUCCGAAGAUUGGACGCUCGAGAUCCGCUACACGCAGAAGUGGGACGCCGGCGUCUACGAAUGCCAGGUCUCCACCGAGCCCAAAAUGAGCCUCAACAUCUCGCUCUCGGUGGUCGUGGCGAAGGCGCGCAUUCCGGAGGGCAGCAACUUGUACAUCCAGAGCGGCAACACCAUCAACCUGACGUGCGUGGUGACAGACACGCGGACACCUCCCGUGUACGUCUUCUGGUACCACGACGACCGCAUGAUCAACUACGACUCGAGCCGUCGGGAGGGCAUCCGCGUCGUCACCGAGGAUGGUCCCGCCACCACCGUCUCCAGGCUGCAGGUCCUUGAUGCAGCCACACGGGACUCGGGAAACUACUCGUGCAUACCAUCUUACGCAGAUCCUGCAAACAUCACGGUCCAUGUACUCAAUGGAGAAAAACCGGCCGCCAUGCAGCAUGGACGCCAGGGCAACCUCGCCGAGCGGUCGCUGUCAUCGCUGAUGCUGGUGUCGGCAGUGCUGCUUUUGCACCGGCUCUUUUCUCACUUCGUGGUGCACAGAUAGUGUGGCGGACGGAGGGACAUUCGCCUUUCGACAGCGUCGCCGAAAACCAUCCAGCUUAGCGCUGCCGCGGCAUCGAAGCAGCGAGGAAUACGCGACCGACGUGACGCACUCCAGGAUCGACUGAUCUAUUCCCGACACCGCCUCUGUGCCGGCGGACAGGCUUCCUCAGUCAACGCCUUCGAUUGUUUUGCCCGUGUUUAUGUUUAAGCGCUCCUCCUGGAUCUCGUCACAAAGGAGCCGUUCCGUGGAAGGAAAAAAAAGACCUCGAGAAGAAGGCGGCAGGCUACGUAUCGUCGGCUAUUUUCGUCGCGUCUCCACAUCCCCAUUAACGCGACCAGCCGCCGCUUUACCAUUCCUCGGACAGGCCUGAAAACUGGCCUUUAUGUCCCUGGUCGUGUAGUGCCUACCCAACGCAGGAUAUCUUUUUUUUUUCAAUCCCAAUGUUACAAGGACAACAACGUACCAACAUACAGUGAGACAUCGUCGAAUAUACGUAAAAAACUGCACAGACGCAAAACGUCCGUGCGUAAACUUUGGAAAGGCCUUCCAGUUACGUAACCAAACGGAACGAGUGUCUUGUCACAAUAACUGGACAUGUCGUGCAGCACGUUCCCCGUCAAAUAUCAUGAGCAGACUCAUCAUAAUAGAAACGUUUAGAAUCACUCCACGAAUAUUUAGUGAGAAACCCAUAAGUAAGACAGAGUGCUCUGGGAGUUUCCUCGAGCUUGGUGAGCCAUUGCGGUGCUGCAUUUGCGCAGAACGACGUGCGUAUUUUAUUACCAUUUUUAUGAAUAUUGUCACCUUAACGUCACUACUCACUUCCUCUUUGGUUAAAAAAAAAACGACCGAAUCAAUCAUACGCACAACUGUCGCGACAUGAGCCUUUGUUGCUAACGGCGGGGGCAUUGUCCCAAAUGUUCAAUGCGUAUGUAAGUCUUCCCAAUAUGUUCUAUUAUUUACUUGUCUGCUUUUCUGUUCAUCUCCUCCGAGGAACACAGCACUGAAAUGUUAUAGUAGGCACUGUCUUGUAAUUUUUUUAACGAAGGAAGAUGUCCAGAAGUAGCUUGUACGUGUCCUAGCUUUGAAGCACAAUUACUGACGUUCACGACCCAAGAGACGACCAGCAGAACCUUAUGGCUAGUGCGUAUGUCUUACUAAGCUCCUAAAUGCUGUGUGGCAUACGAUGGUGGCGGACGAAUUUAGCACAAGCACAUUGCGGUGAAAUCUAGUCGCUGCUUCCAUCUUUCUGCGCAAAAAGGACGAACGCGUGCUUCUUGAAGAGACCGAUCAGUCUCACCACCGAUGAAGCUGGCACAAAAUCUUUAGCCUUGUUAUACCUUCUUUAACGCGGUAUAACUAACGCGACACGGCACUUCAGAAAACGUUCAACAGUCGUUUCACAGCACUCCGAUUAAAACAAAGUUGCACGAAUUUUUCCAGCAACCCAAAGGCUUGCUUUCCACGUGCUUAACGUUUAAAUAACUUCAGCAAAAGGCAUAGAAUGAAUUGUAGCGGGGCUCUAAAGCUUCCCGAAGCUAUCGAUUCGCGGUAGAUUCUUUCGCCUUCAUUAACGCUGUCUAGUUGUGGUGAACUACAGUAGCCGGUUGUCAAGAUCUCGUCACGUUUUAUGUCUGUGCACUCGUUUCCCGGUGUUCGAAGAUAUCGCGCUUUGCAUUUACAGUUGUAAGCAGCAUCUUUCUCGCCAGAAAGUACUGACAGUAUGUAAACUUUGCUCCCAACCACACUUCGUACAGGCUUGCCAUGUAAAGACCGUUUUGUGACGUUCCUUCCUUAGGUGACCUUCAUAACAGGUGACUUUAUUAUUUAACAGUAAAAGGUUCGUUCCGCCCUCCGCACCCUCGAAACCCCACAAGCACUUUAGGCUUCACGGGCACAGAUUGCAUUUUUCGCCAACCCCAACCUGCCUACCAAACUAGUCGCGUUCCCCGUUUCCAAAAGAAAGAAAGUUCUACUUCUGGAUCGGCCAGCGGUACUCAUCGUGACUGGGUAUACACAACUCGGCUAAGUUCCCAAACUUUGCACCGCGAAAAUGUUUCUCUUGGUCGAUCGGCAGGCGGUGGCUCCAGCGCGAGGUCACCAGUCAAAGUGCAUGAUAAACGGCGGCGACGUGAAGCCGCUGCAUCGACAAAGACAACGCCCUUGCUUUGGACGAAUGCCGUCGUCGCCAAGGCUUCAGGUCAGAUGUGCGUGUGUGUGUGUGCGUGCGUAAAUGUGUUGUUGACACCUCAUCCUCUCUUCCACUGACUUCCUCUGAGACCAGCAACACCAAAGCAGAAGUUCACUGGUCAUACUGAAAUAGCGAACGACAGAGAACGGAAGUGAAGGCACGCGCCAGCGAUGCAGUGCCACUCAUGGACAAAUAAAAAGGGGCAAGCAGCCACUGUUUGAAUGAAGA